AUACACCGAAAUGAACGAGAACGUCGUGUUCGUCGUUGGUAGAGACGGCAAGAGAUACCCAGUGGACAAGCGCGGGCACAAGUGGUUCACCUCCGAGUUCAACCAGGGGGACGAGCAGUUCACCAAAGCCAAGCACAACUCGUCGAUGGGCCUUGAGGGCAUUUCCGACGGCCACAACCACAGUGCCCCGGGUAUGCGUAGAUUGCGUUUCGACAUUGUGUCCAAGGUCUUUGAGCCUUCGCCAAUGCCUGCCCACAUUCCAGACGUCCCAGAGGUCGGUGCCUCCAGUGCUCCAUUGAAGAGUGCCGCUUACUUCAUUGGUGCCCGCUGCAAGCCGUACAACGACGACUACCUCUUGUGUAAGAAAGAGGACGGCGAGUUCCAAUGCUUGAAGGAGGGCAGAAGAGUCACCCGUUGUGCUAUUUCUGUCAUCGAAGACAUGAACAAGCACUGCUACGACUAUUUCAAGUUGCACUGGGAGUGUUUGGAAAACAGAGAACACAGAUUGAGUGGGUGCAGAAAGGCCGAGACCUUGUUGAACAAGUGUGUGUUCCAGAACUUGGGCUUGGAGAAGAAGAUUCCAGGUGUCAAAGAGCAGAUCCACUUGAAGACUAGUCCUAUUCAGAAAUUCGACGCCGAGUAUUCCCCAGCCGUCGCCGCCUGGGAACAGGCCAAGAAGGAUGGUAGCAUCUAAACAGCCAUACCCAAAGCAUCCUAUUUCACCCCAUUCACGCAUCCCGUGCCCCACAUCGCUUAGACUCUAGGCAUCUGGAACUUGUUCCGCUUAUAUUUCCAUACUGCUCGGGCAGUCUAUAGUCCGUUUAUUUAUUCCGCUGUUUCACAGGUUAUAUGCUUCUAUAAUGUUUUCUUUUCUUUCAAUGUCAUCUGUUUAUAAUGGAAGGGUAUAAACCAGAAUUAUCUGGACCUAAGGAUAAGCCAACGGGGUCUAAUACUGAGGCUAAGAUCGAUCGAAAUCCGCUGAGCGAAUGCUAGUUGCAUUAUAAUCAGCACAGUGGAACAAGCAGUUGAGAUGAAGGGUAUCGAACGGCCGAUGAAAUAGUCACUUGAUUCCUAAGUCAAUGCUUAUAUUUGACCGUUUCCCAUGAAAUCAUAAGCCAUGAGAGGUGAUAAUUUUUUUAAGGGAUCAGAUCAUAAACAAACAUUCUUUCUAUUUAGCUCAAACUCCCCCCCCC
Molecule: messenger RNA, 1193 nt
Organism: Babjeviella inositovora NRRL Y-12698
Lineage: Eukaryota; Fungi; Ascomycota; Pichiomycetes; Serinales
Exons: 1
Coding region: 11-694 (227 amino acids)
Biological process (GO): mitochondrial electron transport, NADH to ubiquinone
Source: RefSeq, a predicted model, not a curated record